GUGCUUGGUUAUUGACUUUAAGUUUACAAUUUUUUUCUUCCAAUUAUAAUCUUUGUUUAUGGAUAAAGGUUUGCUCCCAUUAUAAACACCUCCUUAAUCUGGUCGAUGACAUGUGAGAGAGGAGCAAUGAUGGUGAAGAAAACAACUCAAGCUUCUCUUCUUCUAAGUUUGCUUCAUAUACUUAUAUGUAUAUCCUUUCAGCUUCGUGCCACGGUGGCUAUACGCCCUAACCUAGCGAUAUCCCCAAGUCAAAUCCUAAAUUCACCACCACCCGCGAUGGUAUGGCCCUCUCCGCCAUGUGGAUCUAAUAUUGGAAGUCAACUUACGGCACUUAAAGAGAAGCUUUGUAGACAAAUUCCAAAGCCUCCUCUUAAAACUAAAAAGAAGAAAACUCCAAAGCCUCUUAAAACCAAAAAGAAAAGUAUUCCAAAGCCUCUUAAAUCCAAAAAGAAAAAAAAUCCAAAACCUCAUGCAGCAAUACCGUGAUCUUUCAGGCAAAAGUUUGCGGCAAAGAAAUUUUACAUAUGAAACCAUCACUUAUGAUCUGUUUUUUGGAAUACACUUAUCCUUUGCGAACUCAUUAAGCAUUUUAUUGCAUUGUCCAACAUUUUGUAUUCACCUCGUGCUUUAAUAAAGAUCAUUCCGAUCCUGUUUUUUACUA
Molecule: messenger RNA, 661 nt
Organism: Camelina sativa (false flax)
Lineage: Eukaryota; Viridiplantae; Streptophyta; Magnoliopsida; Brassicales; Brassicaceae
Source: RefSeq, a predicted model, not a curated record